AUGCCUGUUGGGGAAGUGAACGUGGAAAAAAUCGGACAAAUGUACGGAAUUGCGCAACAACUGAUGUCAUUGACGAGUGAAUUCAUGCAAAAUGGUCGAGCUUACGGUAGUCAAACAUAUUCAUCGUCGAGAAAUGGAGAACACGGGAACAGCAUUCUCAAUGAAGUCGUAUCGGCAAGAAGAACAUUGGCUCCAUCCGACGAAAAAUUGACUCUCUACAAUGAAUACGGCGGUUUGGGCAGCUCUUCCCCAUCGGGUAGACCAAAAAGCGGAAUUCAAUCAAUUCUCAAUACUUUUCUCGGUAGCUCAAUGAAUGACUUCGGGAGAGGAUCGUUUUUGGAUUUCUUUGGCCUUGGAGCUCCUACAGAGCCACCAACUACAACAACAGCCGCUCCACCGCCCGCCUCUCCAAUGAGAAAUAUGAUGGAAAUGUUUGGAUUUGUCCGACCCACCCCUCCACCGACAACCACCCAGCGGCCAGCAAGCAUCAUGGAUUUUUUCGCCUCACCAGAAGCUUAUGCGAACGUUUUGCAAAAUUUCCAACAACAGCCACAACUCUAUCAACCACAACAAGUGCAAACACCAAUGAAUCAGUUCUACUCACCACCCCGAUCGGUUCAGCCAAGCUAUCAGCAAAAUGUACAAAAGUACGAGAGAUCUCCCGCUUAUGGAUAUGAUCAAUACGGAAGAGCUCCCCAAUUGGUUUCCCCUCAAAUAAGAGCUCCCACUCAGCCAUCGAAUCAACAAAUGUCUUUAAACGAUUUUCAAUCAUCUGCAAUCAAUUAUCUACAAGAUCCACGCUCGAAACGCCAACAACGCUAUAUUCUUGACACUUUUCUUGGCGGGUCAACUGAGCAAGCAAAACCCCAACAACGAGCGGCGCCUAUUGUUAAUAUGCUGGAAAUGUUUGGUCUAAUGGAGAAAACGACCACAACGCAAAGACCUCGACUGUUCGAUAGCAGGAGUGGCUUUGGAAUGGGCACAAAAGGUGCAAGCGAUAUCGACAAUAUUCUGAAUGCUUUGAUGAGGGGCGGAGUGAAAGUGGCUGAACCCGAGGCACCCAGCCCUGCUGGGAUCCUUUCGCAAUUUUUUGGA
This is a messenger RNA of Mesorhabditis belari, 1095 nucleotides long. The record is from the annotation of a GenBank genome assembly. Lineage: Eukaryota; Metazoa; Nematoda; Chromadorea; Rhabditida; Rhabditidae.